This is a messenger RNA of Ricinus communis (castor bean), 1774 nucleotides long. RefSeq names its product UDP-URONIC ACID TRANSPORTER 1. Bases 512 to 1495 code for a protein of 327 amino acids. The record is from RefSeq and is a predicted model, not a curated record. Gene Ontology annotation, molecular function: antiporter activity. The transcript has 4 exons. NCBI's taxonomy places the organism in Eukaryota, Viridiplantae, Streptophyta, Magnoliopsida, Malpighiales, Euphorbiaceae. Gene Ontology annotation, cellular component: Golgi apparatus.
ACUUAAUUAGACUCUAUAUAAAAAUGACAUAAUGUUUUUGAGUUUUGCCAUAGCUGAAUUCCUAGAUCGCAUUAAAUGAGAAAAUAACACGCUUAUCAAUAGCACUGGGAAGUCUGUCGAGAGAGACGAAGAAUCACAAACAACAACCGUAAAAAAGGCAGGGGGAAUAAGGGCUAGAAAAAAAAAAAGGAAAAAGAAAAAAAGAGUGAGUAUCUCUCUGCCUUCUCUAAUUCUGAACGUGUUAUAAUGUACAUGUAACAAAUAAGGACCUAAUGAAUUCUUUAGAAAAAGGAAAAUAGGACUUAAACAUCAUAAAAGCAACAUCGCACUUAAAAAAAGGAAAAACAAACAAAAAUCAGUGUUUAUUAAAAGAAAACAUUCCUUUCUCAUAGUAGCACCCAAAUUGUAAAUACACACUCACUCACUCUCUUUCUCUCCCUCGGUGCCACAUGAUAUAUAACCCAAUAACCCAAAAAACCAAAAAAUUGCCAUUGAUGAAGGAGCUCAGAUCAUGAGAUCACCACCACAACAGCAACCCAUAAUCACAAAUCCAAACACAAUGUCGUCAUCUUCAUCUUCAAAAAAACAAGCCCUUUUCAUAUCUUGUCUUAUAAUUCUUUGGUACUCAUCAAACAUUGGUGUUUUGUUAUUAAACAAGUAUUUACUUUCUAAUUAUGGCUUCAAAUUUCCAAUCUUUCUUACAAUGUGUCAUAUGUCUGCUUGUGCUAUUCUAAGUUAUCUCUCUAUUGUUUUCUUCAAGAUUGUACCUCUUCAGGCUGUUAAAUCUAAGAAUCAGUUGUUCAAGAUUGCAACUUUAAGUGUUGUGUUUUGUGGGUCUGUGGUUGGUGGUAAUAUUUCUCUUAGGUAUUUGCCUGUUUCUUUUAAUCAAGCUGUCGGUGCUACUACACCUUUCUUUACUGCUGUUUUUGCUUAUUUAAUGACCUUCAAGAGAGAAGCCUGGAUUACUUAUGCUGCUCUGGUGCCUGUUGUUACUGGUGUUAUAAUUGCUAGUGGGGGUGAACCAAGUUUUCACUUAUUUGGAUUCAUCAUGUGCAUAAGUGCAACUGCUGCAAGGGCCUUUAAGUCUGUUCUUCAGGGUAUCCUGCUUUCUUCUGAAGGGGAAAAGUUGAACUCGAUGAACUUGAUGUUGUAUAUGUCACCAAUAGCAGUUUUGGUGUUGUUGCCUGCGGCACUUAUAAUGGAACCCAAUGUACUGGAAGUCACUUUGUCUCUUGGAAGAGAACAUAAGUUUAUGUGGUUACUGCUGCUUGUUAAUUCAACAAUGGCCUACUCGGCUAACUUGUCAAACUUCCUGGUUACUAAGCAUACAAGCGCAUUGACACUCCAGGUAUUAGGAAAUGCAAAAGGUGCUGUAGCUGUUGUUAUCUCAAUUUUCAUUUUCAGGAAUCCAGUAACGUUUAUAGGCAUUGCGGGUUACACAAUGACCAUACUUGGUGUAGUUGCUUAUGGAGAAGCGAAGAGAAGGUUUAGAUGAAUGUUCUUUUUGGGACUGACUGCAUUUUUCUUUCCAUUUUUUUGAUUCCUACAUAGAGGUUAGUGAAGUUAUGUUGGCCAAAUCAUCUUAAUUGACUUUGGGGAAAGAGAGAGAGAGAAUUGAAUUAUUGUGUUGUAUCUAUUAUUCAAUUCAAUUCUUAUUUUCUGACAUGUUUUUCCAAUCCUCAUUCCCUUUUCCCCAAAUGGUACAAGACAAGAACUUUCAGGUACAAGCUAAAGGUGAGAAUAAUAUACAGUUGGAGAAUUCUCAUAUCGCAAA